This is a messenger RNA of Hymenoscyphus albidus, 1305 nucleotides long. Lineage: Eukaryota; Fungi; Ascomycota; Leotiomycetes; Helotiales; Helotiaceae. The record is from the annotation of a GenBank genome assembly.
GCGAAGGCGGGUGAAGAGAUUAUUAGGGAUUUGAUGAUAAGCUUUGGGGGAUUCUGUUUUAUGGGAGUUGUUUUGUUGGGGGUUUUUCUCUUCCUUUUGUAUAUUUUUACUUGCUUGAAAUACUCUUCUUUUGGACAUUGUAUCUACGCAUAUCCUUUUCAGGCCACCAGAUACUUCAAUACUUGCAUAGAAUCUUCACAUCGUCCUACGCCCUACGCUUGUCAUAUCCAGUCAAAAGAUUUACCAAUUUCCCUCGUAACUUUGCUGCGAAAUCUCCAUAAACAACCAUGAGCAUGCCUUUCAAUACCCCCGCUAUUCUGCGCACACCAUAUACCAUACAACCCGUCCCACGAGAUCUUAUCCUCUCUUCUCCAAAGUCCACACGCGAUGAUGAACCUCAUAUUCUUUGGGUUGGAUGCAGUGACAGCUCAGUUAUGGAGACAGAUUCCCUGAAUGUGGGGAGAGCCGAGAUGUUUGUACAUAGAAACCUGGGACACCUUCUGAGCAAUGGAGAUCUGAGUAGUAGAAGUGCUGUCGAGUGGAGCGUAGAGUUGUUGAAGGUACGUCUAAGCUACAGCUCCAUAUGAUUUAGUAUGCAUCAUCGGCUAGCAAGCUGCGUUGGGUCGCGAGCAGUGUAUGGGAGGAUUUUUGGGAACUUCAAAGCUUGAACAACUUUCAAUAACGUAUUGAAGAACUGUGUAUCAGAUAGACAGCAGGGAUUCGUACUAACACAUUCUGAACAGGUUGACCACAUCGUCGUCUGCGGCCACUACGGCUGUGCAAUGCUCCAACAACAAGAACACGAAUCCCUCAAAACCCCAAACACCUGGUAUAAGUAAGGUUCACCUUAUCCCCAUAUUAUUACUUACUCUCCCCAUUCUCUUGCUAAAGACCCCUACCACCAGAGACGUAGCCCAACUCCAUCGCCACCACACCCUCGACCUGUCAGAAAAGCACAUUGUCCUUCCUGAACAUGAUCUCCAACACCGAUUCGAGGAUAUCUACGUCCUGGCAGAGGUAGACUGGCUAAAGCGACAGCCGUUGGUUAAGAAGGCUAUGGAAGAGAGGGGGAUGCAGAUUCAUGCUUUUGUGUGGGAUGAGGAGACGAAUGGUUGUGUGCAGCUUAUCGCUGGGAAGCCUGAUUUGUCAUAAUUUGAUAACUUUGGCGGAGGCGUGUGUUGUAACUAUUUUGGAGUAUUUGUGUGGCGUCAGCCUCAGCAGCUAUCACCAAAGGGACCCGAAGGCUCUUUUUUGCGGUUAGGAGAUCUUUUUGUGGGUAAAUGCUUGUAUGUUUUUAUUCGCGGG